Molecule: messenger RNA, 1113 nt
Organism: Eimeria maxima
Lineage: Eukaryota; Apicomplexa; Conoidasida; Eucoccidiorida; Eimeriidae
Product: iron-sulfur cluster assembly accessory protein, putative
Exons: 1
Coding region: 1-1113 (370 amino acids)
Biological process (GO): iron-sulfur cluster assembly
Cellular component (GO): mitochondrion; cytoplasm
Molecular function (GO): 2 iron, 2 sulfur cluster binding
Source: RefSeq, a predicted model, not a curated record
AUGCUCGCUAGACGUGGCUUUGGGCGCUUGUCCACGAUCACGUUCACCCAUUGCGGGGGUCCUGUGCAGUUUCGGGGCUCACCAGGAGUGGAUGGGGUCUCUGUAGGGGAUGCGAGAGGGGCCUUGGCAUCGGGCCUCGACGGGCGAAUGGAAGGAAGCCCAAGGGAUCGGAUUGCACUAACAGCAGCAGAAAACCCAAAAGCCUGUGCAAAGGAGUCAAAUAGGUUAUUCGAGCAGCACGUGGACCGCUGUACCCAAACGAAUAGCGUACAGGGACCUUCCCACUUAAGGUGCUGCUGUCGCUUGAACACCAGAGCCAUACGGGGCAUCUGGACUAUCGUUCCCCAAUCUCCUUCUGCUGCUUGUUGCUUCGUGGCUUCUCAGCAUAAUAAGUCAUGGGUGCAACAAGGCUCAAGCCUCGGCGACCGUCAAAAGAGACACAUCCAAUGCACAGUUGCGGCUGCAGAUUCACCACGCACCAAGGCUGAGUCGCCUAGAAUCAGCCCCAACAGCAGCGGAGGCAGCAUAUCGUCUGAAUUUAAUGACACGUGCGCGCCUCGUGCUUGGGACGGAGCUGGUUCAACAGCUGUGCGUGGUGCACGUGGAGAUUGUGCUUUUCCUGCUGCAGGUGCUGCCGCUGACGGGCGACCACCGCUGGUCUCUGCGACUCCAGCAGCAGUGCAGCACAUAAAGGAGUUGAUUAAGGAGUACAACGACGCCUUGCAGAAGGAGCAACUAGAUGGGGAGCCUUCUCUCAAGGCCACAGGCAUUCGCAUUAGUCUUCAACGGCAGGGAUGCAGCGGGAUGGCGUAUGACGUGACUCUAUGCACAGAGCGGCAGCCUCGCCCUCACGAUGGUUCAGCAACGGAAGCUUCUGCAACGCCUUCCCAUGCGUCUGGUCCUUUGGGGUUAUCCGGUCACAGGCGUAAAAACUGGGGAGAAGAUGAGGUGGUCGUAGUCGAGGGCGUGGAGAUCCGCGUGGCUGCGGAUGCUGUGAUGCUGCUUAUAGGGACCCAAGUUGACUUUGUAGAUGAAGACGUGCAGACGGGCUUCAUAUUCAACAAUCCCAACCAAAAACACUCCUGCGGAUGUGGCAAAAGCUUCAUGGUGUAG